AUGCUCGAGGAGUUGGCGCCCCGUGGAGCGGGGGCCGCCCAGAAACCCAGCAAAAGUGUGAUCCGCCUGGCAAAGCUCCUCGCUGCAGUGAACCUGACCCCAGGAUCUCAGGCCGCCUCGCAGCUGGCUCCUGUCUUGAAAACGCGCACGCACGGGACGGCGCGGGUCUUACACAGGCUCCUUCAGGCACAGUUCCGAAGCCAUUACCAGCUGCUUGGUGACGGCUUGGCACAGCCUGGCGAGUGCUGGCACCCUGUCCUCCUCUACCCCAGCGGGUCUCUGCUCACGUCUGGCCGGGGGGCGGUGUGUUGUCAGAGUGCCAGCCAGGAGGUGGCCGACGCGGUCAUCCUGCCACCCAGACCUUCUGCCCCCCAGCCUAUUCCCAGUGGGAAUCCGCUCUACGAGUCCUACUACAAGCAGGUGGACCCAGCCUACACCGGGAGAGUGGGGGCCAGUGAGGCCGCGCUUUUCCUCAAGAAGUCGGGGCUCUCCGACAUCACCCUUGGGAAGAUAUGGGACCUGGCCGACCCAGAAGGUAAAGGGUUCUUGGACAAACAGGGCUUCUACGUGGCCCUCAGGCUGGUGGCCUGCGCGCAGAGCGGCCACGAAGUCGCCCUGAGCAACCUGAGUCUCACCAUGCCGCCCCCCAAGUUUCACGACACCAGCAGCCCGCUGAUGGCCACGCCGCCGCCCGCCGAAACCCACUGGGCCGUGAGGGUGGAGGAGAAGGCCAAGUUCGACGGCAUCUUUGAGAGCCUCCUGCCCAUCAACGGCCUGCUGUCCGGGGACAAGGUGAAGCCGGUGCUCAUGAACUCCAAGCUGCCGCUGGACGUGCUGGGCAGGGUCUGGGACCUCAGCGACAUCGACAAGGACGGCCACCUGGACCGGGACGAGUUUGCCGUGGCCAUGCACUUGGUGUACCGGGCGCUGGAGAAGGAGCCGGUGCCCUCCGCGCUGCCCCCCGCCCUCAUCCCGCCCUCCAAGAGGAAGAAGGCCGUGUUCCCCGGCGCCGUGCCCGUGCUGCCCGCCAGCCCCCCGCCCAAGGACAGCCUGCGCUCCACGCCCUCCCACGGCAGCGUGAGCAGCCUCAACAGCGCGGGCAGCCUGUCCCCCAAGCACGGCGUCAAGCAGCCGCAGGUAACGCGCCGCCAGGCCUGCCCCAGCACCAGGGGCUGGACUCGCGGCCUCGGCUUGCCCAGCGGGCGCUCCGCCGCUGCGGGCCGCGUGUCUGGAGAGGGCCUCGCUUCCCUCCCUGCUGCGCCCGGCCUCCACCUGCUUGUCUUGCGCCACUUUUGGGCCCUGGCCGAUACGAGGCAAACGGGGAAGCUAAGCAAAGACCAAUUCGCGCUCGCUAUGUAUUUCAUUCAGCAGAAGGUCAGCAAGGGCGUGGACCCGCCGCAGGUCCUCUCGCCGGACAUGGUCCCGCCCUCGGAGAGAGGCGCGCCCCUGCCGGACAGCUCCAGCUCGCUGGGCCCCGGGGAGUUCACGGGAGUGAAGGAGCUGGACGACAUCAGCCAGGAGAUCGCCCAGCUGCAGAGGGAGAAGUUCUCCCUGGAACAGGACAUUCGGGAGAAGGAGGAGGCAAUCCGACAGAAAACCAGUGAAGUCCAGGAACUCCAGAACGACCUGGACAGGGAGACGAGCAGCCUGCAGGAGCUGGAGGCGCAGAAGCAGGACGCACAGGAGCGCCUGGACGAGAUGGACCAGCAGAAGGCCAAGCUCCGAGACAUGCUGAGCGACAUCAGGCAGAAGUGCCAGGACGAGACCCAGAUGAUCUCAUCGCUGAAAACGCAAAUCCAGUCUCAGGAGUCGGACCUGAGGAGCCAGGAGGAGGACCUGAGCCGCGCCCGGGCAGAGCUCACGCGCCUGCAGCAGGAGGAGACGCAGCUGGAGCAGAGUGUGCAGGCCGGGCGCGCGCAGCUGGACACCAUCAUCAAGUCCCUCCAGUCCACGCAGGACGAGAUCAGCCAGGCCCGGAGCGCGCUGGCGCAGCUGCAGGAGAGCCGCGUGGAGGCGCAGCGUGGCGUGGCGCGGUGCGAGCGGGCAUUGGACGGCGCGGGCCUGGCCGCCCCGGCUGACGGCGGUGGAUUUGGAGCCAUGGAUGAUCCUUUCAAGAGCAAGGCCCUGCUGUUCAGCGGCGGCGCGCAGGAGCUGCCAGCCGACCCCUUCCAGGCCGACGACCCCUUCCAGACCGACCCCUUCAAGGGAGCCGACCCCUUCAAAGGCGACCCGUUCCAGAACGAUCCAUUUGUGGAGCAGCAGACAGCGAUCACAGAUCCCUUUGGAGGGGACCCUUUCCGAGAGAGCGACCCCUUCCGCGGCCCUGCCCCCGAACCCUUCUCCAAGAAGCAGCCACGGAGCGACCCGUUCGCCGCCGACCCCUUCGCCAAGACCCCCGGCGCGCCCACCUCGCUUGACCCAUUCGAGGCCAGUGAGCCCUUCGCGUCGUCCGGUGUAUCGAAAGCAUCAGAUCCCUUUGGGACGCUGGACCCCUUUGGGAGCGGGGCGUUCGGCAGCACCGAGGGCUUCGCUGACUUCAGCCAGAUGUCCAAGCCCCCCCCUGGGCCUUUCCCCGCGUCCGUGGGAGGCGCGGCGUUCUCAGACGACCCCUUUCACGGUGCGCAGCACACGCCGGCUCUGCCGCCCAAGAAGCCCGCUCCGCCUCGGCCCAAGCCGCCCAGCGAAGCGGAGGCUCCAGAAAGCGGCCCCCGGUACACGUUGCUGGCCGGUACGUUCCCACGACUGCUCGCACGCAUGCGUACUGACUGCGGGCAACCCGUGCCUGCCGACUGCGCAUGCGCUAGCGGCGUGUGCUGCGUGCUGCGAGCCCCGCGCUCCCUUCCCUUGGUCUUCACGCAGCCCCGCGGCCAGGCCGGGGCUGGGGCCGUGCGGGACGAGGCAGGCCCGGCCCCCGCCCUGGAGCUGGGGGCCGGAAGAUGGGUUGCAGCAGGAGUCCCGCAUUCGGGACCCUUGGACAUCAAGUUCUGCAAUGAGGAGCAGCAGCUGGCCUGGGCCAAGCGGGAGAGCGCCAAGGCGGAGCAGGAGCGGCUGGCGCGGCUGCGGCGGCAGGAGCAGGAGGACCUGGAGCUGGCCAUCGCGCUCAGCAAGGCCGACAUGCCCGCCUAGCACGCGCACGCGCACUCCUUGUACAAAAUGAAGUUUGAAUGAUUAAUAU
Dipodomys ordii (Ord's kangaroo rat) is the source of this 3175-nucleotide messenger RNA. RefSeq names its product epidermal growth factor receptor pathway substrate 15-like 1 (gene Eps15l1). Gene Ontology annotation, cellular component: plasma membrane; cytoplasm; clathrin coat of coated pit. The record is from RefSeq and is a predicted model, not a curated record. NCBI's taxonomy places the organism in Eukaryota, Metazoa, Chordata, Mammalia, Rodentia, Heteromyidae. Gene Ontology annotation, molecular function: calcium ion binding; cadherin binding. The transcript has 27 exons. Gene Ontology annotation, biological process: endosomal transport; endocytosis. The coding region runs from base 1 to 3126 and encodes 1041 amino acids.